AUGGCUGCCGAAGGCGAGAGCGUGUUCGAUGAGACAGUGGCGGAACUGGAGGCGCUGGUGUGGAACGAAGCAACUCCUGCAGACGCCGCACGGGCUGUUGUGGACCUGCUGCUUGUCCUUGCCCUAAACCGGCGGCUGGCCAGCCCGAGCUCGAAUUGGGGCCAUUCGCCCGCGGCGGCGAGCGGCGGCGGGCGGACCGGCACGACGUUGGGUGGUGGCGGCGAUCGGACCAAUGCGGUGCGGAGAGGCAAUGUCCGGUUGCAGAGGACCUUGUUUUGUCCGAUGGGCGAUGCGCGUGCGAGUGCGCUGCUGCGGCUGAUCGGAUACGUGCCGACGGCGACGACGCCGGCGAGGUUUGCAGCGAGGGAGGCGGUGGGAGCGGCAGCAGGCGGCGACGGCGACGAAGAGCUGUUCUUUGUGGUGGACGAUGGGCUGGUUGGCGGCGAUGUGCUGCGCGAGGUGGUAUCGGGCAUCCGCUGGAGUCUGGCGAUGCAUCGGACGCGGUCGACGAGGCCAGCAUCGUGCCCGGACUGGGUAGCGUGGCGGUGCUCACGGAAGGCAGUGUGGCGGGGAGCAGCGAGCCUGGCGUGUGCGCAGUGCCCGCGCGGACGGCACGCCUUCCUCUACGCGCACCAUCAAGGUGUGGGCGCUGAUUUUUAG
Thecamonas trahens ATCC 50062 is the source of this 660-nucleotide messenger RNA. RefSeq lists its product as uncharacterized. The coding region runs from base 1 to 660 and encodes 219 amino acids. The transcript has 2 exons. Lineage: Eukaryota; Apusomonadida; Apusomonadidae. The record is from RefSeq and is a predicted model, not a curated record.